UACGGUACUGUAUUUACUUAGAUAACGGGUAGAAGACAAAAACAUUCCAAUAACCUUGAAUGUACAAAUUAUUUUAGUUAUUAUGAUGAGAAGAUAACAAGAAUAAUGACUAAAGUAAUAAUGAGAGAACUGUGGAACAGUAUAAUAUAUUCAUUCGACUAGGACGUUUCAUUUUUGUAAAAUUUCUAAAGUUCGCUCUCAUUAUCGAUUGAAACGUUAAGUUACCAGAAUAUUUGUCAGUAUAUACGUAAAAGCGUUAUUGUUUAAGCGUUAAAAGAAACAAUAUAAACCAUGUCGAGUAUGCCCCAUAAUGUUAAUAUAGGAGAUAUGCGAAUAAAAUACAAGGAUAGAAAUGAAACCUUUAUAGAAGAAAAUUUGAUAAGCAAAGAACCAAUGGGACAGUUUAAAACAUGGUUUAAUGAAGCAUGCGAAUCACCACAUAUUCUUGAACCAAAUGCAGUAUUUCUUGGAACAGCAACUAAAGAUGGCUUACCAUCUGUAAGAACAGUAUUAUUAAAAAGUUUUGAUUUGGAAGGUUUUAAAUUUUAUACAAAUUAUAACAGCAGAAAGGGUAAAGAAUUAGAACAAAAUCCCAAUGCUGCAAUGACUUUCUACUGGGAACCAUUACACCGAGCUGUACGUAUAGAGGGAACUGUUGAAAAAACCUCAGCUAAAGAUUCCGAUGAAUAUUUUAAUAGUCGGCCAUUUCCAAGUCGGAUAGGAUCUAUGUCUAGCAAACAAAGUACUGUCAUUGCUAACAGGCAUACUCUUAUUGUGAAAGAAAGGGAAUUACUUGCUCAAUAUACAGAAGAGAACAUUAAAAGACCAGAUUGGUGGGGUGGUUACAUAGUUAAACCAAAAUCGAUUGAGUUUUGGCAAGGACAAAGUGAUCGUUUGCACGAUAGAAUUCGUUUCAGACGACCAAUAUCCGGAGAAAAAAUUGAUAACAUUUUUGUUCAUAAAGGAGAGAAUGGAUGGGUAUAUGAAAGAUUAUCACCUUAAUAAUUAGAACAUGUUAUUGCA
This is a messenger RNA of Vespula pensylvanica (western yellowjacket), 1023 nucleotides long. Its product is annotated as pyridoxine/pyridoxamine 5'-phosphate oxidase-like. Gene Ontology annotation, molecular function: FMN binding; pyridoxamine phosphate oxidase activity. Gene Ontology annotation, biological process: pyridoxine biosynthetic process; pyridoxal 5'-phosphate biosynthetic process. The coding region runs from base 292 to 1002 and encodes 236 amino acids. NCBI's taxonomy places the organism in Eukaryota, Metazoa, Arthropoda, Insecta, Hymenoptera, Vespidae. The transcript has 6 exons. The record is from RefSeq and is a predicted model, not a curated record.